CGCGCGGCGGCGGGAGCGGCGGGGAGGGGACCUGAGAGCAGGGAGAGGAGGGGACGAGCAGAGCGAGGGGAGACCCGCCGCCUCCCUCCCUCGCUCGCUGACUCGCUCCCUCCCGGGCUGCGGCUGCUGCAACGGCAGCAGCGGCGGGAGCAGCAGUCUGGAGCCCGGCGUCGAGGACCCGCUGCUGUCUCUGCCGCUCCAGCCUCCCAGCGGACGCCCUCUCCCCUCUCCCCUCCCAAGAUGGCAGCCAGCAGCACUGAGGGCCCCGAGAUGAAGGGGCUUGAGGAGAACCCCCAGACCCAGGGCCAGGGGCCUAGCUCUUCUGAAGUGGGAGCUGGCCCUGUCCCCGCUGGGGUCCCUGAGGAACCAGAGGCCCCACAGCCAGGCCCAGACACUCCAGGGGCCCCUGUGGGCCCAGAGCCCGAGGUGACCAAGGUGGGGUCAACUCCAGAAACCACGGAGGCCCCAGCAAGAGCCCCAGAUACAUCCCAGGCCAGAGACCACAGCUCAAGCCCAGGAGGGAACUCUAAGGCUAACACCAGCCCCGAAGAAGCUUGCCAAGAACCCGCAUCCCACCUGGAAGUGAGCAAAGAGGCCUCUGCAGCUCAGGGAGCUGCUGUGCAACCCACAGCCCCGCUCGAGCAAGCCUCCGAGCCCCCUCCCCAGCCAGCCCCCCAGCCAGCCCCUCAGCCCAAGUCCCCUCCCCAGGAGGCCCCCACCCCUGAGGUCCUGACUGAGAGUGGGGGUGAAAAGCAGGAGAAUGGGGCAGUAGUUCCCCUGCAGGCGGGCGAUGGGGAUGAGGGCCCGGCGCCCCAGCCUCACUCACCACCCUCCACCAAAUCCCCACCUGCCAACGGGGCUCCCCCCCGGGUGCUGCAGCAGCUGGUCGAGGAGGACCGGAAAGGAAGGGUUCACAGUGGGCAUCCGGGAUCUCCCCGAGGCAGCCUGAGCCGCCACCCCAGCUCCCAGCUGGUCGGGUCUGGGGUGGAGGGGGGUGAAGGCACCCAGAAACCUCGGGACUACAUCAUCCUCGCCAUCCUGUCCUGCUUCUGCCCCAUGUGGCCUGUCAACAUCGUGGCCUUCGCUUAUGCUGUCAUGUCCCGCAACAGCCUGCAGCAGGGGGAUGUGGACGGGGCCCAACGUCUGGGCCGCGUGGCCAAACUCUUAAGCAUCGUGGCGCUGGUAGGGGGGGUCCUCAUCAUCAUCGCCUCCUGCGUCAUCAACUUAGGCGUGUAUAAGUGAGGGGCUCUGCCCUGCAUCCCAAGACUUUUCUUCCUGUUGGGAGCUGCCUUGGGCCCACCCUUCCCUGGGGGAAGCCCAAUCGAUGGCCCAGGCCCGCACCCAUAGGGACCAAGGGAGCCUGAGCAGCCUUGUUUACAGCUUCUUCCCUGCUCCUGCAUCCUGCCAGGCUCCUCUGCCAACCGUAGGCCUCCCUCCUCCUGCACUGUUUCCAACCUCCCUGUAUGUCUGCCUGCAUCCCCGCCAACCGCUGGGCCUCCCUAGCCCUGCACUUCUGGAAACCUCCCUGCACUUCUGGAAACCUCCCUGAACAACCUCCCCAAGUCUUUGCUCUCCGCUUCCCUGCAUCUCUGCCCACCUUCCAAAUCCAGGGAUUCCCUGCACCCCAGCCUGGUCUCCCCCACCCAACUUUCAUUGUCUUGGCACCUUCCUGAUUAUUUUCUUCCUUCUCGCCUUUC
Molecule: messenger RNA, 1697 nt
Organism: Sorex fumeus (smoky shrew)
Lineage: Eukaryota; Metazoa; Chordata; Mammalia; Eulipotyphla; Soricidae
Gene: PRRT2
Product: proline rich transmembrane protein 2
Exons: 4
Coding region: 241-1242 (333 amino acids)
Cellular component (GO): membrane
Source: RefSeq, a predicted model, not a curated record